GAUUACAAUGAGCAUUGUCGCUUACUUGGAUCCCUGUGGCAAUAAACUUCGCAUUUCCUAUAAAAGUACCCCUCUCUAUUUCUAGUUUCUAGUCUAGCAAUAAAAAAACAAAUUCCAGAGUAAAGAAGUUCACAAUUAACCCCCUUCCUCCCUUCCAAUUUUCCUUCCUACACACAUGAAAAAAGGAGAGGAACUGGGGAGUAAAGGAAUAGCAAUUGACUGGGACGAGCUAAUCAACAACAACGACGAUCCUCCGGCUGAGCUAGUUGUUACCUCGGCAAUAAAACAUCAACAGUUCACCAUGGACGGAGAAGAAGGAAUUUCGCACUUAUCCAUUACAGAAUUAAUUGAUAAAAUUGCGAGGUUAAAAAAGUCAUUGUCUAGCAACAUUGGUGCUAGGUUACCUGAUGGUGGUCAAAAGCUUAAAGCUAAUAUUAAAUUGCAUGAAGAUGAAUUAGAACGAAGGAAACGGGUCGGGUCUCAAAAGGAAGUUGAUGGAUGCGUGAGGCAUGACUUUUGUUCUAUUGGUGCACCUGAUAACUUCGAGCCACAGGCUUCACCAUCUGUGUCCUCUUCACAGGCCACCUUUGCUGCUUGUUUUUUGAACAAGUUGGAAGCAAAACAGGCAGAGUCUAAGCCAGCCAAUGCUUUCCAAGAAGAAUUAUAUGCUCUGAAUCCCUGUGACCGCAAAAGUACAUUAAACAACCAGUUCUCAAAAAGAAAACGGCACAAGCGAGAGUCGUUGUCACAGGAAGCACAUUAUAAAUUUCCUGUAGACAAUGGUGAACAAGUUUUAAAUGUUGAUCUAAAGGGAAGGGAUUCUUCUAGUCGUUGUUCUGAAGAAAGUAUCACCAUCUGUUUCUCGGAGAAGACCAAAGCCUCUCAAGCCCGAUCUUCAUAUACUAGAAGGCAUGCAAAUGGGGAGGCUGUUGUUCUAGUGGAUGAGGGGGAACCUGAUGCAAUUAAAGAGACAGAGCAAGUGGACCAAGUGGUUGAACGAAAGGUAACCAAGAUAUACUAUCCUUCACGGGUUGAUCCUGAAUCCGUUGAAAUUUGUUGUUCGGACAUGGAAUCUCUUGCACCUGAAGCAUAUUUGUCAUCGACUAUAAUGAAUUUCUACAUCCGGUACCUCCAGAAGACAAAACUUCAUGCAGAUGUAGAUGCGUAUCACUUUUUCAAUACAUAUUUUUACCAGAAGCUCAAAGAGGCUGUACUGACCAAGCAGAAUGAAAAGGAAGCUUCAUUUGUCAGACUAAGAAGAUGGUGGAAAGGGGUGAAUAUAUUUGAGAAAGCCUAUAUAUUUCUUCCCAUACAUGAAGAUCUUCAUUGGAGCUUGGUUAUAAUUUGCAUACCAGAUAAAGAAGACCAACUGGGACCAAUUUUACUUCACUUGGAUUCAUUAGGGCUCCAUUCCAGCGAGUCCCUUUUCGCUACCAUAAGAAAAUUUUUGGUACAAGAAUGGAAAUUCUUAAGACAAGGGGAAGUGCCAGCUCUUCCUAUUUCAGACAAAAUAUGGGAAAAUCUUCCACGAAGAAUAAAUGAAAACAUCAUUCCGGUCCCACAACAAAGAAAUGAGUAUGACUGCGGUCUCUUUGUUCUUUUCUUUAUGGAGCGUUUCAUUGAACAAGUUCACGGAAGGCUUAAAAAGAAGGAUUUCGCGAUGUUUGGACGAAGGUGGUUCAAACCUGAAGAAGCCUCUUGUUUGAGGAUGAAAAUCCGCUGCAUACUCAAGAUAGAAUUCAAGAAUGCGAGUGAGGAUUGAUAUUUUUGGGAUCGCUACUGUACACAAGUAACUGCUCCUGCUUAAAGCAUUCCGCCUAUAGGUUUUUAGCAUAGACAAGGAAAUCACCAAAGCUCAUGAAAUGCCUGCUGUGGGUAGCAAGUUGGAUACUGUCAGUCACACACCUUUGUUCAUUAGAGAUAAUGGAACUGCUCUAUGUAUCCCCACUGUAAAGCGAGGUUACUCACCAAAAUCUGGGAAGGAGAAAUUGAACAUCCAUCCAUAAACAGGCAGAAGAUUUGGGAGAACUGAUAUUGGCCAUCCGAUGGGAAGGAGAAAUACACUAGACUUCCCCGGUCAACAUAUACAUUGUACAGAAAUCUUAAUUGAACAUCCACUAAGGGGAAAAAGCAGAAGAUUUGGGUCAGUGAAUAUGUCACAUCUGCUGAAGCGAGUAACCCUUAAAACCAGAAGCCGCGGCAAUGUAAUGUACAUUUCAAAGAUGGAAGGUCUCGUGUAUCACCAAUAUUGUCCCCUCCACUUGUGGCAGUUUUCCUUCUGCUAAAAACAGUUUCACAUGUAAAUUUUGCAUUGAAUGAAGCAAACGUAACGUCAAAGCUUCAGCUGAAUGAAGCAACACAUUUUCACCUACUUUUGGAUCAUGCAAGCAAUUUUUACUGCUUCAUCUUCUCACUUGAUAAUUUAUCAAACGAGCCAAUUUAGUUAGAAUCUUGCGGAUCCAGUCUUUUUUCAUAUCACUUCUGUGGCUCUUUGUUUUCACCUCAGGAAUUAUUUAUAGAAGAAAAGAAAUCUGGUUUAUCUGA
Lycium ferocissimum is the source of this 2544-nucleotide messenger RNA. RefSeq names its product ubiquitin-like-specific protease 1D. The record is from RefSeq and is a predicted model, not a curated record. Gene Ontology annotation, biological process: proteolysis. The coding region runs from base 176 to 1762 and encodes 528 amino acids. Gene Ontology annotation, molecular function: cysteine-type peptidase activity. The transcript has 14 exons. Lineage: Eukaryota; Viridiplantae; Streptophyta; Magnoliopsida; Solanales; Solanaceae.